AUGAGAAUCGGGUGCCUGCAGUUUGCACCCCAGGUGGGCGAUGUUGACAACAACCUGAACCGUGCCGAUGCAGUGCUCUCCAAAGCAAAUCCAGAGGAUCUGGACCUUCUUGUCUUGCCCGAGCUGGCGUUUUCUGGCUACAAUUUCAAGUCGCUGCAAGACAUCUCACCAUUUCUUGAGCCUUCAGGCUCAGGCAUUACUGCGCUAUGGGCUCGGACGAUGGCCUUGAAGUACAACUGCACCGUUCUUGUUGGAUACCCAGAGAAAGUCGAUGUGUCUCCCAAGUGGCCCACCGGCCCCGAGUACUACAACUCGGCCAUCGUGGUGAAUGGUGAUGGCGAAACAAUCGCCAAUUAUCGAAAGUCUUUCCUUUACUACACAGAUGAGUCAUGGGCGUUAGAAGGGAAUCGUGGAUUCUACGAUGGAUAUAUUCCAGGACUCGGCAAUACUUCUAUUGGCAUUUGCAUGGAUAUCAAUCCUUAUAAAUUUGAAACACCAUGGCACGCAUUCGAGUUCGCCUUUCAUGUACUUGAAGUCGAAUCCAAUCUUGUCAUUGUUUCCAUGGCAUGGAUGACCAGAGAGGAUCGCCGCCACUACAGUCGAAUGCCCAAUGAGCCAGACAUGGAUACAUUGACAUAUUGGGUCACGCGAUUAGAACCCCUUAUCCGCUCUAAUAACGAAGACGAAAUCAUCGUCGUCUUUUGCAAUCGCACCGGCGUCGAAGAUGAAGCAACAUACACCGGCACCAGUGCUGUUAUAGGCAUACAGGAGGGAGAAGUGAAUGUAUAUGGUCUGCUGGGGAGGGGUGAAAAAGACUUGCUGGUUGUGGACACGACCAACCCGCCUUAUGCCAAGAUGGUUUAUCGACCAGACGCCAGUGCUUCGAACAAACCUGUUGGCGCGCUCGAACUGCCUUCUCAUACCAAUGGCCAGACCCCAGUAUACACUAAGACACAACAUGUUAUUGAAGCUCUAGAUCCGUCUGUGAUCCAGCAGUCACCGCCUACCGAUACCUCGAUCUCCCCUCAAGUGCUGGAUACUACGAAACGCAAACAACCAUCUCCACUUCAGUUGAUUGGGGAACCCCAGCAAAAAUCUUCCACCAAGCAAACAGCGAAACGACGAGCGCCUUCUAUCUCAAUCCCACCCCCAUUCGAAUCAGUCGACCAUAACCAGACGACUAAUGCAGCAGAUGGCAAUAUUCCAACUCCUUCUGCCCCUAGUCCAACCCCCAUGGCUGUUCGUCCAAGACUCGUUAUUCCGCAGUCACCAGCCUCGACACAAAAUCAGCAAACUUCUGAGGAUAACCUUCCAAGUGCAAUAUCCAUAAGAUCUGCAGAGUCGAUACAAUCAGUCAAAUCCAAUGAAUCGGAGGUCUCAACGCAAACAAUUCGUUCCAAUCCAAGACCACCAGAAGACAGCACACCAUAUCCUCACAGUGGCCUUCCCCUGAGCGGAUAUCCCUCAAACUCCUUCCAGAAUGAGUUUGAGCGACGUAUCUAUGGCGGCAAUGUGACCAUUAGCCACGGUGCAGAUUCCUUCUCUCCGACAUCUCCAUUUGCUGCAUCUACGACGUCGCCCCGCUGGUUUUGGCGACCACACGACAGCAUAAUUCGGACUCCUGUCGUCGGUGGAGAGUGGACUCCUAGCACACCGGUCGGGCGAAAAGCAGAACCUUUUCCAUGGGCGGCGAUCAAGAACACCACUCCCUUGACGAAUAUAACGAGGGAGACUGAGAGCAUAAACGACGGCCCAGUGCUACAGCAGACCAGAUCCAAAUAUUCACAGUCUCCGAGAUCGAACACGUCGUCCAAUAGAACUGGAAAGUCAAAAUCGUCCACAGAGGCGCAGAAGCAGCGCGUAAAGCCCCCCAAUGGGAAGAAUCCUUCAAGGCCCUCGUCGCCGAAGUCACGGAAUGCCAGUCGCUCGGGGAUUAGAGGCAGAUCUGAUUCAUCACUAAGCCCGCAAAACAUCCCGAGCGCAGUAUCGCAGCAUAUCGAGCAAAUCUCUCAACGAGCCGAGUCGAGGAAUAGACAGAACAUGGAUUAUCAUCAAACCGGGCUAGCUAUUGGCCGUCCUUUGUCUCUAAAUCUGGCAAACGAUGGCCAGCACAGUACUAGAGCAGAUUCUGCGAUGGAUCAUAUGAUACCCAUUGUUGCGAGCCCUAGUCUCUUGGGGCCUGGGACUCGAGCAUACAUACCAACGCCCGUAGCGGUGUCUGAUGAUGGCUCUAAGCCGGGAGGCUAUGGCAACAACAGUAUCGCUAGUCACCAAGCAUUUACCAACAAUGCCAAACAAAAGGCUACUCCGAUCAACCGCGAAAUCACGAAAUCCGCACGCUCUGUAAGCAGAGGCCGUCAGCCUAAACGGAGAGCUGCAUCUACCGACGCAGCCAAAUUUGAUCCACAGUCUGAAAGGGCCACCUCUGCGGACUCUGUGAUAAAUACGAUACUGCACUCCAGAGUUGGAAAGCGACACUUCGACAAGGACUCACAACACCCGUCUGAUGAUGUGCUUUCUCACACUGAGUGUCAACAUCAACACCCCCAGAGUGCCCCUGGGGAGUCAGAAUUUGAGAGAGUCGAGGUUAUUAGUUGUCCUAGUUGUCCGGUUCAUGGUCGCCAAUCUGCUUCUACUAAUGGCUCCUCCAAACGGCUAUCUGAUCCAUCCGGCCAAAGAAGACACUCUAUCCGAGAUGUGACGUCGGAUUUCCAAACUAACCGGAUUUAUGAUAUCACCGAGGGACAGAGAGGAACGAAGAAAACGGGACUGAAUCACGUUUUGACUCAACGGGCUGCUACCACAGACGUAUUGAUCGGAGCCAAUGAUCAUUUCUCACAUCCUGCUGCAAAUGGGCAGAUGGGUAGAAGUGAUGCCCCAUUUGUCAAACCCACCGUCAACACUUUGUCUCCUAAGUCUGAGCCAAGAUCUACAAAGUCGAAAUUUAAUCCUACUACACCAAGAGCAAUGAUGUUCCUUCCUGCGGAUACCUACAUCGACAAAUUACCCAACACUGAGUUAGGGGAUGACGAACAAUUACCAACCUGGUUUACUAUUGAAAAGAGCGCGGGAAAAGCCGAAGCUGGCUUCAAAUCUUGA
Molecule: messenger RNA, 3099 nt
Organism: Trichoderma breve
Lineage: Eukaryota; Fungi; Ascomycota; Sordariomycetes; Hypocreales; Hypocreaceae
Product: carbon-nitrogen hydrolase domain-containing protein
Exons: 5
Coding region: 1-3099 (1032 amino acids)
Biological process (GO): protein catabolic process
Molecular function (GO): protein-N-terminal asparagine amidohydrolase activity; protein-N-terminal glutamine amidohydrolase activity
Source: RefSeq, a predicted model, not a curated record